Messenger RNA from Cokeromyces recurvatus, 1288 nucleotides. RefSeq names its product t-SNARE. Gene Ontology annotation, molecular function: SNAP receptor activity; SNARE binding. The transcript is spliced from 6 exons. The coding region runs from base 123 to 1205 and encodes 360 amino acids. Lineage: Eukaryota; Fungi; Mucoromycota; Mucoromycetes; Mucorales; Mucoraceae. The record is from RefSeq and is a predicted model, not a curated record. Gene Ontology annotation, cellular component: endomembrane system; plasma membrane; SNARE complex. Gene Ontology annotation, biological process: exocytosis; vesicle fusion; intracellular protein transport.
AUGGCUCGUUUUUAUUAUUCCUCCCCUUUUUUUUCUUCUUCUUUAUUGUUAAGCAUUCCUUUCAUUUUUCAUCAUCCAAUUUCCCCCAUUACUUUCAUUUUAUAAAUACAUUUAUAUAUAUAAUGUCCUCAAGAUUUACAAUGAGUAGAGACAGACUUGCCGAACUUCGUGGCGGUAAUAGUAAUGAAAAACGAUAUGAUCGUCUUAGCGAUGAGGAUGAAUCAGUACCACCUAUGCCUACAAAUCGAUAUGAUACAAACACCCCCCACUAUCGUCCACCUGUACCACCCACAUCUACAUAUCAAGUUAAUUCACGUGGUGAUCGACAUGCUACUAUUGAAAGCAAAUCAAAGGAAACGUAUGAAAUGAGUGAACGCGUAAAAACACAUGGCGUUAUUUCUACAGAUAAAUUCUUUCAAGAGGUCGAGGAAGUGAAAGAACUUAAUAAAGAAAUUAUCGACAAUAUUACACUUAUAGAGGAAUUUCAUUGUAUUGCAUUAUCAAAUAUCAAUGAUGAGCAAACCAAAGAAAACAAUUAUCGCUUAGAAAAGGUAGUAAAGCAGACAGCAAGACUGAAUAAAGAAUGUAAAGAUAAGAUUAAAGCGAUUGAAGCUAGCAAUGCCCGUAUGCCGAUAAAUACAGGCGAUUUAGCUAUGCGUAAGACACAACAUGCAGCCUUGAAAAAGAAAUUUAUAGAAACGAUUCAAAGAUAUCAAGAUAUUGAGAGAACCUAUCAACAAAAGUACCGACAAAGGGUAGAGAGACAAAUAAAGAUCGUUCAACCUAAUGCUACACAAGAUGAUAUUGAUAGAGUCCUUCAAUCAGAUGAACCACAGCCUAUAUUUGCACAAUCCCUUGUACAAUCCAAUCGAUCUGGUCAAGCGAAGGCAGUCUUAUCCGAAGUUCAAUCUCGACAUGAUGAUAUAAAGAGAAUAGAAAAGACAAUUCUAGAAUUACAUCAAUUAUUUAUAGAUAUGCAAAUGAUGGUUGAGCAGCAAUCAGAGACAAUUCAACAGAUUGAACAGCAUGCAGAAUCGACAGUGAUUGAUUUAGAACAAGGUGCAAAAGAUAUUGACAAAGCCAUUCUUAGUGCAAAGAAGACAAGAGCCAAAAAAUGGAUUUGCUUUGUUAUUUUUAUUAUCAUUUUAAUUGUUAUAGGUAUUUUGAUUUGGUGGUUUGGAUUUGAUCAUGCAGGGAUAAAUUAAUUCAUAAUAUAUUGUGUGACAUUUAAUGUAUAAAUAAAUAAAAAAAUAAAAUAAAAAAAUAAAAUAAAAAAAUAAAAUAAAAU